CCGGGAGGAGGCGCCUCUGGUCGCUGCGCGGUCCCAGGUGGCAGCCACAGCAGCGGCAGCGGCAGCGGCAGCGGCAGCAUGGCGGGGGAAAAGCCCGAGGCCGAGAUCGCCUACUACCGGCUCCAGGAGGUGGCAAAGCACAACUCGGAGAAGGACAUGUGGAUGGUGAUCCACGAGCGCGUCUACGACGUCACCCCCUUCCUGGGCGAGCACCCAGGUGGAGAUGAGGUUCUCGUAGAACAAGCUGGCGGGGAUGCGACUGAAAGCUUUGAAGAUGUAGCACACUCUAUGGAUGCCAAGGACAUGCUCAAACAGUACUACAUUGGAGAAGUUCACCCGAGUGACCGUAAAGAAGGAUCCCAGAAUUCAGGUUCAUUUUUUAAAAGAUGCUGCUCAACUUGCAUCAUCCCCAUCAUGGGUGCUGUCCUCUUAGCUGUCAUGUAUCGUUUCUACAUGGCCGAGAGCAGAUUGUCCUGAGCCAGCCUCGCUGGAACCUGGAAAGAGAACAUCCUAGAGAGAGAGAGAGAAAAAGUGCAGUCCUGCUCUGGUAGGACUGCUGGAUUCCCCCCUCUUUGAAUCCUGCCAAUUUUAUUGCUCCCCUGCUGAGUCAAAAUGGGCAUGUCAACUGUCCACCUCCGAACUGGGACCAUGCGCCUCAUCAUACAGUUGCAAUGCCUUACUUACCCCCAAGAGGCACCAUAAUUGUUGAGCAUUCCAUUCUCUAGCUCAUCUUUUCUUCCUGAAGUUUUUGUAAAUAGCUCUUCAUUUCACAGUUUUCUGUCAGUCAUUUCAGGAAAGUGAAGAAGUCAUUUGAAUGUGUAUAUGUAAAACAAUUCUGUGCUUUUACAGAGAAGAAAAUGCUGGUUUAUAAUGUUGUUCAAUAAAAGUGUCUGCCUCUGGCACUUUGAACUUAAAACAAGCAUUCUCAAAAGAAGGGCAGCAAAAUAUCUGGUUCUGAGGAUGAGAGAAUGUUUAUUUUUUCUCUCUAUAUUGGUAGCUACUUUUAAGCAAAUACCAAUUUUUAAAAAUUACAGUCUUAACUUAAUUCCAUUUAUUUUGUUGUUUCUGCAUUAUUUAUUUGAAGUAUCAAGUGCAUCACUACUGCCACCUAGAACACAAUUUUCUAAAUUGUCAUUUUUGAGGAUAAUAGUGUACUUUCAUUUCCCCAUAACAGUAACACUUGACCUCUGUGGUCCCAAUUUCUUCUUUUUUUAAAGUGGUGUUUGAAAUAAGCUCGUCUUUCCUUUGGUGGAUUAGUGGAGCUGAUGAGUUUUUAAGGAGCCCUGAGGGACAGCUGGGUGUGAAAGUGGUAAGGAGUGACAGUGUAUUUGGAUGAAAAGGAUUCUGAGGUACUACUCUAGGCAAGUGAAGAAACAGUUUGAAGACACAGUAACCAUUCCUAUAGCUUGAUACUUAUUUUUUUGGGGGGUCUGUUAAAAACUAACAGCAAAUCUAAGCUCCAGGUUAGUUUGUUGAGCUUUCUCAGGGUAUUUGUUUAAUGUAGUAGAUUUUGGAGGGGUACUGAUUGCUUAAGAGACUGUGACUCCAAAUGUAUCUAUGACAUUUGGGGUGGGAAAUAAUUGGUACAAUAAUGUGGUAUUUGUGGGUGGGAUUAAACAAGAAGAGAAAAUGUUUGCGUUUAUGCCUCUCUCUUUCACCUCUGUGGCUCCCAGGUAUUUGUAACUCUUCCUGUUGGAACGUAUUUAAAAUAAAAGAGAUAUCUUGUUUUUUUUGUUG
Sarcophilus harrisii (Tasmanian devil) is the source of this 1737-nucleotide messenger RNA. Its product is annotated as cytochrome b5. Gene Ontology annotation, cellular component: mitochondrial outer membrane; intracellular membrane-bounded organelle. Gene Ontology annotation, molecular function: heme binding. Bases 79 to 477 code for a protein of 132 amino acids. NCBI's taxonomy places the organism in Eukaryota, Metazoa, Chordata, Mammalia, Dasyuromorphia, Dasyuridae. The transcript has 5 exons. The record is from RefSeq and is a predicted model, not a curated record.